Molecule: messenger RNA, 1422 nt
Organism: Ceratosolen solmsi marchali
Lineage: Eukaryota; Metazoa; Arthropoda; Insecta; Hymenoptera; Agaonidae
Product: phosphoribosyl pyrophosphate synthase-associated protein 2
Exons: 5
Coding region: 183-1313 (376 amino acids)
Biological process (GO): purine nucleotide biosynthetic process; 5-phosphoribose 1-diphosphate biosynthetic process
Cellular component (GO): ribose phosphate diphosphokinase complex; cytoplasm
Molecular function (GO): ATP binding; ribose phosphate diphosphokinase activity; magnesium ion binding
Source: RefSeq, a predicted model, not a curated record
AAAUUGAUUUCGAAUACGCUGCCAACGUGAUAAAAUUACUUAUAUUAGUAAUAAAAUUCUAUAAGUAAUUUCAGUUUCGAUAGUCCGUAAACACAUAUCUCGCUACAUAUGCACGAAUAACCGGCACGAACGCAGAAAAUGUAAUCAAUGGUAAAUCAUUAUGUUCGUGAUAGUUGGUAGCAAUGAGAUCUGAACAGCUGUUCUUUUACAUAGUUCGAUUAGUUUUCAAAAUUGACAAUAGUAAUAUGGAUAGACCAAUUGCUGUCGAUAUUGUGAUUAUAGCCGGAAAUUCUCACCAUGAAUUAGCCAAUUUAAUAGCCGAUCGAUUAGGAGUGAGAAAUGGAGGAUGCGCUGUGUACUAUAAGACAAAUCGAGAGACAAUGGUUGAAAUCGCAGAUUCUGUUAGGGGCAAAGACAUAUUCAUUAUACAGACAGGCACCAAAGACGUAAACAAUAAUAUAAUGGAGUUACUGAUAAUGGCCUACGCAUGUAAAACUUCUUCAGCCAAAAGUAUCGUGGGUGUUAUUCCUUAUCUGCCAUAUUCAAAACAGUGUAAGAUGCGUAAACGAGGCUGCAUUGUUUCCAAACUCUUAGCUAAAAUGAUGUGCAAAAGUGGACUAACACAUAUAAUUACAAUGGAUUUACAUCAAAAAGAAAUUCAAGGUUUCUUCGAUUGCCCAGUCGAUAAUUUAAGAGCUAGUCCCUUCCUUCUUCAAUACAUUCAAGAAUCGAUUCCAGAUUAUCGGAAUUCGGUGAUAGUAGCGAGAAAUCCAGGAAGUGCGAAGAAGGCCACGAGCUACGCGGAACGUCUGCGCCUUGGCAUUGCCGUCAUUCACGGUGAGCAACGAGAGUCGGAGUCUGAUAUGAACGAUGGCCGAUACUCACCUCCGACCCUUUCGUCCUUGAGAACGAUGCAGGUGGGAGUAGGGGUACCCGUGCACCCGGCUAAGGAGAAACCACCGAUAAACGUGGUUGGAGACGUGGGUGGGCGCAUAGCCAUUAUGGUCGACGAUAUGGUGGAUGAUGUACAGUCCUUCGUCGCCGCUGCCGAGGUACUCAAGGAGAGGGGUGCUUACAAGAUUUACGUACUUGCAACGCACGGGCUCCUGAGCUCCGACGCGCCCCGACUUAUCGAGGAGUCUCCCAUCGACGAGGUCGUCGUUACUAAUACAAUACCACAUGAAUUACAAAAAAUGCGGUGCCACAAAAUAAAAACUGUAGAUAUCAGUAUUCUGCUGGCAGAAGCUAUUCGACGCAUACACAAUAAGGAAUCAAUGUCCUAUCUAUUCAAAAACGUAACUUUAGAGGACUGAGUGUUCUCAGAAUUAUUAUCCAAGUCGAUCGUCGGUACCUGUAUACAUAUGUAUAUCACACAGCUCAUCAAUUCCUCCGCCAUAUCAAGAUGAAAAAAAAAAAAAAAAA